Molecule: messenger RNA, 3827 nt
Organism: Phycodurus eques (leafy seadragon)
Lineage: Eukaryota; Metazoa; Chordata; Actinopteri; Syngnathiformes; Syngnathidae
Gene: plekhm1
Product: pleckstrin homology domain containing, family M (with RUN domain) member 1
Source: RefSeq, a predicted model, not a curated record
UACAGUACACUCAGUUCCCGUCUGGAGUAAACAAGCCUCGACUGUCGGUGUUCAUUUAAUUCCUUUUUGAAAAGUUUCCGGGCGUGGGACGAUGGCAGGAACGUGUACGGACUGACUUGACCCGGCGUCCUCUUGCUUGCUGUGCACUUUUUGACUGUCUUUAGACCUGAAUGGAAAGUCAAGUCGGCAGCUCGCGUGCCAUGCAGGAAUAGAAGCACCGCGGAGGCGUCAUGUUAGCCACACAAACGCCAGAUGCACCGCAGGAGGCUAAACAUGUCAAACAGAUCAAAGAGAAGCUGGCGCAGUCGCUCAAAGCCCUGCAGAGACGCUACGUGACGUCGGAUGCGGUGGUCACCAGCGAAGACUGUGACGCCAACUUACUUUGCUGCGCGCUGGAGGCCAUCUUCAUCCACGGCAUCAAGGGCAAGUACAUCCGCUGCGAGGCCGGGGGCCGUAGGAGGAAGGGUGAUCGCGGACCUCUCCCGCAGCCCUUCUUCUGGAGCCUCCUUAAGACCGUCACCCACCGCGACGUGAUCACGGAGCUGGAGAAGAUCAACUUCGUGGGCACGGACGUGGGAAGGUGCCGUGCGUGGCUGCGUCUGGCCCUCAACCACGGCCUGCUGGAGUGCUAUCUGCUGUCGCUGUUCCGGGAGAGCUCCAAGCUGCGGGCGCACUAUCAGCCCGGCGCUCUGCUGCUCAAUGGCGAGGAGCGGGAGGUGCUGCUCAGCUACUUGCAAGGCCUGGCCUCACUCACCUUCAACCUCUCGUACAAGUCUGCCGUCCUCAACCAGUGGACCACCACGCCGCUCAGCCUCGCCGGAGUCUGUGCCCCGUGGCCGGCCGACACUCCGGACCCGCCCCUCAACGGUCGAGGUAAUCAGCCUGUGUGCAAAGACUCGUGGGAUACGGUGUCACAGUUGUCGGGGACUUCCGAUCCGGGGCCCCCGCUUGGUAGGGCCUCCGGCGGGGGCGCCGGAGCGCUCAACUCGUCCACUCUGAGCCUCGACACCACAAGCUCCUCCCAGCUCUCCUCCAGCUUGAGCUCAGACAGCCUCCUCCAGGGGCAGGACCCCCGCAGCCCCGCGGGGGAGCAAUGGUCCUCCUGCGACCUCGGCGGGAGCACCAAGACGCCCCUGAAAGAAUCGGCUCCCAAGCUGCAGGAGAAUGGCAACUCCAGUCAGGAUUCCAUGCGCGAAGACUCCUUUGUCUCCAGCACCGGCGCUGAUCACUUCUCCGACAGCGACCAGCCGCCCAGUCCCGCUCUCUCAGACACAGAGCCACUACCGCCGCCCGUUGACCCACCAUUACCCCACCAGAAGAACGUUGACCAUGCGCAGCCUGCCGUCCCGACGGUCCCAGAGGAGGCCGAGCUGGACCACGGAGAAAAAGGAGGCAAGAGUGUCCUUUGCAGGAAUCUGUCGUCAGAUUCCCUCAUGCGCUGUCGCUCCUGGAUCUCUGAGGAAGACAUCUACAAGCCUCGUGUGGACGAGGAAUCAGACCACGAGGAGCAACCGCCGCCCCCUCCUCCUGUUUCUCCUCCUGCUGCUCCUGCAGACUCACAGGCGCCACCAAGCGUUGUGCAUCGCCGGCAAAUGGGCCUCUCCAACCCGUUCCGAGGCUUGCUCAAGCUCGGCCACCUGGAGCGUCGCGGCGCCAUGGGGAUGUGGCGGGACCACUACUGCGAGCUGUCACCCUUCGAGUUCCGCCUCUACCUCAAUGCCGAGGAGCGCACGUGCUGCGACAACUGCUCUCUGCUUCGGUGCGAGGACGCUCGCCUCGCCUCGCCCGACGGCCGCUUCGAGCUGGCCUUUCCCGGCAAGCGGCUACACCUGCGCGCCGCUAACCGAGACGAAGCGGAGGACUGGCUGGACCGCGUCGUGGAGGCGGUCAACAAAUGCCGGCCUGUGUCCCGCGUAGACGAGCAGUGGGAGAUUCUGGAGGUGCCCAGCGAGAACUGCGUGGAUGACGGCAGCGUUUCUUUCCCGUGGUCCACCUCGUGCAGCCCUGAGCGAAGCUCCUCGCCUCCGCCGCUUCCCGAAUUCAAUUGGACUCGUGUGGCAGAUUUGGAAAGGGACGCCAUCAAAGAAGCGGUGCUGUAUUGUUGCCCGGACGCUGACGCUCGCUCGUGGAUGCCUCUCGUAUUCUCACUCUCCCUGGAAGCCUUGAAAGGUUUCCGGGUGCAAGAAGGAAGCAAGUUGCUGUGGAUGACGUUCCGCAUUCAGGAAGUGCGGGACGUGGUCCCCGACGUCGCUCUGGGCGGACCCAACUUUUUUAAACUCCUGACGCUCAGGGAAACGCUGCGACUGCGGGCGGAGACCGCGGAGGAAGCGCACUCCUGGAGGGCUUUGAUCCGCAGGGCUCUGGACUCCUACUUGGAAAGCGCUGAGGAGGGGGAAGAGACGAGUGCGGUUGGCCACAAAGGUGGUGGAAACCUGUACAGGCUGGUUCAGCACAGACUCAAAGAAGACGGAGCGCUGCUGGUGCAUCUGUGCAACGUGCCCGUGCAGAAAGGACUGGACAUGCAGAACUUCAAAUGUGCAGGCUGCCCCCAGCAGAUCGGCCCGUCGCUGGGACGAGCCCGCCUUUGCGAGUUUUCUGGCCAGUACUACUGCGACUCCUGUCACCGCGGCGACACCACCGUCAUCCCCUCGCGCAUGUUGCACAACUGGGACCUCAAUAAACGCGAGGUGUCAAAGAAGGCGCUGUGGCUGCUGGCUCAGAUGGAGCAGGAGCCUCUGCUGAACCUGCACCAGCUCAAUCCCAACUUGCCGACACACUCCGAGUCCAUGUCUCUCGUGCACAGGCUUCGGCUGCGGCUGCGGCUGCUGGGCGAGUACCUGCUCACCUGCCGCAGCAGAGCCUGCAAGAUGCUCCAAACUAGGAUGGAGCAGCGAACCUACUUGCUGGAGUCCAGCAGCCUGUACAGUGUGAGGGACCUGCGGGAGAUCGCCGAGGAGCAGUACACCUCAUACCUGGCGUCGCUGUGCCAGUUCGCCAGCAGCCACGUGUUUAGCUGCGACCUGUGCACACAGCGGGGCUUCAUCUGCCAGAUGUGCCACAGCGACGACAUCAUCUUCCCCUUCCAGUUCGACAGCACCGCCAGGUGCAAGGAGUGCAAGGCGGUGUUCCAUCGGACCUGCAUGGCGCCAGGCCGCUGCUGUCCUCGCUGCCUGCGGAUGAGGAAGUAUCUGGAGAGGGACCUGCAGGACUGAGGGAGGCCAGCAAGGGGCGCCAUCGUUCCUCCUUUUAGAGGAGCAGCCAACAACAACAAAAAACAUGCUACCACAAGUGCAAUUAUUAUUAUGGUCGAAAGUGACAGGUGGACUGAUCCUAAUUUAUUGCCCUGAGCAGCCACAGUCAAUCUUCAUCAUGAGAGCCUUUUUUUGUUUUUUUUUCCCCCCCCUUCUUCUUGCCCGAUUAGUCUUACAUGAGAAGUUGAUGGCUUUCCAUGCAAAAACCACCCUAAUGAGAUUGAUACUUGAAAUUAGUAACAAGUUCAAAUGUGCCUUAAGACUUUUGUUUUUCUUUUUACGCCGACGGGACUUUUCUUCAGGCUGGUGCUGCUACACGAGCUGCUUUUCCGACUUUUCUCAUGUAGCAAAUCAAGUCACCCAAUCACUUUGCACUGAGCUCCGACUGUUACCCGUUCGGGGCUGACGUUGGUUCUUUUUAACAGCGUUUGGACGGCUGUGUGGCAAAGCGCAGUGUUGACACUCGACAGUGUUUGAUCUUCACUCACACAGUUAGUCACGGACGAACAUACAGCUGUAUGUCCUCACGUGUGAUUUAUUAACAGCCAAAUAAAUGUUCUAUGUGUCACAUUCUGU